This is a messenger RNA of Sclerotinia sclerotiorum 1980 UF-70, 1668 nucleotides long. RefSeq lists its product as hypothetical. Bases 1 to 1668 code for a protein of 555 amino acids. The transcript is spliced from 3 exons. The record is from RefSeq and is a predicted model, not a curated record. NCBI's taxonomy places the organism in Eukaryota, Fungi, Ascomycota, Leotiomycetes, Helotiales, Sclerotiniaceae.
AUGGCACAUAAUUACGAUCCUAUAAUUUCCACUCCCCAAUUGGAAAUGCACAGCCCUAUGCCUCCCAUCCAACCCUCACCACCCUCAUCACCCCCGCCAACCUCCAGCAACUUUUCCCACACACCCAGCUCUGCAACUCUACUUCCCCACGAGCAAAAUUACUCACAUUUCGAAAGCCAUUUUCACAAACCUGAACAAGCUUAUACAACUAUUCCCUACAAAUCUAAGACCGGAAAACAGUUUUGGCAUAUUUUACUUAAGAGUUUGGCACGAUGGUUAAUUACGCUUAUCUUGUGUAUUGCUUAUUUAGUCGCCUUGCGAGUUUGGAAUCAAAAGGGUACGGUGACGGAAACUUCGAAAAGGAUUUUUAAUGCCAUUACCACGGGUCUCGAUCUUACUUUACAUGCGGAUAGUUUGAUGGAUUUAGGUGAAUUGGCUUUUGUUUCGAAGAGACCGUUGGUUUUUGGUAUGGCUAUUUCGUGGCUUAUAUUCAAUCUCUUUGUACAAGCAGCCAUUGCAGCCAUCAGUUUGACAUAUGGCUUCAAUACUAGCACCGAUAGUUACUUGUUCACGCCGGGUAACCUGACGGUUCCGGACAUGGAACACUUUUACCCACAGGGAAACAAUACCAAGCCCCAAACUGAAGACGAAGAAUACACCGCCCAUGCCUACGGUGGUUUAGCCUGGAAUCUCGGAAUAGGGGAAUCAAUAAUCGAUCUACCCUCGCAAGGUGAACCCUACCAAGGACUCAGCGGAAACUACAGCAUAUGGGCAGAUCAACACCACGACAAAAUGGUCUUCGUAUUUACCGAAUACUCCUCCAGCGCUUCCUCUGAAAACACUGGUUCCUUAGGAAUCUACACAAACCGCACUCUCCUCAUGUACUACUCCUGUUCCUCGCACCGAGUAACGCAAAACGGGAAUGGUGCAUCCGCAGCCAACAUAAGCGUGGAAGACAUCGGAUCCAUAUCCGUAAGUUCCUUCGUAGCAAACGGCACGACAUUUUUCACCGAUUACCCUAAUCUCUGUCCCGACAUCCCUCGCUGUUCAAUCAUCCAAGCCUUCGAGGCUUCUGAUACCGAUCCCUGGUAUUACACAUGCAACAUCACGCUUGGAGAAACGCAGAAUGAUCCCAGAAAUAUCUCGUUUAUAAGUGAUGACAUGGCAUAUAUAGCCGCAUCUGCGAUUGCCAAUACGGGAUACUCAUCCAUGGACGAUUAUCAACAGACUUUUUCCUAUCCGCAGAAAACCAUGUGGGGACUUCCUAUUCACGGAAAUGUGUCAAGAAUGGGUAUACAAAUUGCUGCUUUUGGACUGAGUUCUAUAUCCGUCACUGCAGCUUUUAAUCCUUCGAAGUAUUAUGAUGGAUUGGAACCACAUACCGGAUUCGCACUGGGGAUAAAUCAUACGUAUUUUUUUCUCUUGAUUGUGUUUUUGAUACCCCUGGUGCAGUUUGUUAUGUGUUUUAUUGUGGCGGUGUGGAGUAAUAGAGUCGUGGUGCAGGAUAAUGCGUAUAUAGGGAUGAGUUUGCUGUUGCGUCCGAUUGCGGAUGCGUUGUAUGGGGUUAGUGAGGGGAAGAAUAAUAAGGCGUUCAGGGAGGCGAAGAGAAAUGUUAUGGUUAGGUAUGAGAGAGGAGUUGAUGGGAGGUGGGGGUUUGCUAUGAGUUGA